Molecule: messenger RNA, 915 nt
Organism: Alligator mississippiensis (American alligator)
Lineage: Eukaryota; Metazoa; Chordata; Crocodylia; Alligatoridae
Product: carbonic anhydrase 1
Exons: 8
Coding region: 1-915 (304 amino acids)
Molecular function (GO): carbonate dehydratase activity; zinc ion binding
Source: RefSeq, a predicted model, not a curated record
AUGGUAGGCAUGGAUGGAAACCCCAUCAACAGCCAGAUCUAUAUCGAAGAUCUGCCAAAGCAAAAAGAGCAGGAUAUGGAGACCCAAGACAUGUAUCGCAAUAUGCUGUACGUUUACAGGAAUCAACGUGACAAAUUCCAAAGGAUAAGAAAUGACGGCAACAUGGCACUAGGACCUGACCAAUGGCACAAAUUAUACCCUAUUGCCAGUGGAGAUCAUCAGUCUCCUAUUGAUAUCAAAACCAAAGAAGUAAAAAAAGACCCAUCUCUAGGGCGUCUCCAGAUCACUUGGAAUUCAGGCACAUGUAAAGAAAUCAUCAAUGUUGGACACUCCUUCCAUGUGAAUUUUGAAGACAAGGAUAAUCAAUCAGUGGUGACUGGUGGACCCUUGACUGGAAGCUACAGGCUGCGUCAGUUUCAUUUUCACUGGGGCCCAGUUGAUGAUCGUGGUUCUGAGCACACAGUGGAUGGAGCCAAAUAUGCAUCAGAGCUUCAUCUGGUUCACUGGAAUUCAGAUAAAUAUUCAAGCAUAGCUGAGGCUUCAGAUAAGCCAGAUGGUUUGGCAAUUGUCACUGUUUUUCUGAAGGUUGGUCCCCCCAAUGAAAAACUACAGGAAAUUGUAAAGGCUUUAGGUGCAGUAAAGACCAAGGGAAAACAAGCUCCAUUCACUAAUUUUGACCCGUCAACCCUACUUCCUAAAUCCAUGGAUUACUGGACCUACAAUGGCUCUCUGACUCAUCCUCCCCUUUAUGAGAGUGUUAUCUGGAUUAUCUUUAAGGAACCUAUUACCAUCAGCUCAGAGCAGCUGGCCCAGUUCCGGAGCAUCCUAUCUUCUGCUGAAGGUGAAACACCUUUUCCCAUCUUGACCAAUCAUCGACUUUGUCAGCCACUGAAGGGCAGAGUAGUGAGAACCUAA